Messenger RNA from Paracoccidioides lutzii Pb01, 229 nucleotides. RefSeq lists its product as hypothetical. The transcript is spliced from 2 exons. The record is from RefSeq and is a predicted model, not a curated record. The annotation marks the transcript as partial.
AUCUUCAAUAAUCAAACUUUUUUUAAUAUCUCUGCUACAAUAUCCUCUAUCAUAAAGAAAGUCUUAGACAGUCAUUCAGGUAUUCAGUGCUACUAUUGUAAUAAGAAAGACUAUAUUGUAAAAAACUACUCUAUAAUCACUAAACUUAUAAAAAAUAAUAUUUCUGAGUCUUCAGCAGAUUCAAAAAAGAGUAAAUAUGAAAGAAGACUUUAUUUCAAAUUAUUUAAUA